Molecule: messenger RNA, 543 nt
Organism: Perkinsus marinus ATCC 50983
Lineage: Eukaryota; Perkinsozoa; Perkinsida; Perkinsidae
Exons: 3
Coding region: 1-543 (180 amino acids)
Molecular function (GO): 2-oxoglutarate-dependent dioxygenase activity
Source: RefSeq, a predicted model, not a curated record
AUGGACUUCCCGGCCCAUCAGUUCAACAAUAAUUCAGCCCCGCCGGCCGGCGUCCCCAACGGUCAGACCCCUCAGGGCGGUACAGUGCCUCAACAUGUUCUCCCAGCUCCUAACGAGAUGCUCCCUAACCCCUUCGCGGUAGCGGAGCGUAUCUUUGGCCAAGCCGGCCUCAAACCAGAGCAAAUUGCCAGUAUUCUGAAGGCAGCUCAGCCAGUCGUCGGUAGCAAGUAUGUGCGCUUAUUCAGCCCGUCACAGGAGAAGUGUCUUUACCCUCUCCAGCGAGGUAUCCUCACUAACAAUUCCACUCUGCCGACUGACAUCCUCACUGAACCUAUCGACACCGAGAGAUAUCCCUUAUAUAAGGAGGCGACAUACUCGGAAGCCAUUCUGAAUGCCGGCGAUGCGCUGUUUUUACCGAGUAACUGGUGGCAUUUUAUUAAAAGCUACGAAGUAACGGCCAGUAUUGCACAUUUCUUGAAGAAACAGCGUGACAGCGGUAAUGCUGAGAUAAUAUCAGCCAGGCCGCAUCAGCAUGCCAACUAA